Molecule: messenger RNA, 2390 nt
Organism: Ruditapes philippinarum (Manila clam)
Lineage: Eukaryota; Metazoa; Mollusca; Bivalvia; Venerida; Veneridae
Product: DNA fragmentation factor subunit beta-like
Exons: 5
Coding region: 1-753 (250 amino acids)
Biological process (GO): apoptotic DNA fragmentation
Cellular component (GO): cytoplasm; nucleus
Molecular function (GO): DNA endonuclease activity
Source: RefSeq, a predicted model, not a curated record
AUGGGAGCCGGAGCCUUGAUUCACAAUGCACUAAGUAAACUGUAUAAUGUAACUAAGAAGAACCAGAUAGCUGAUCAGAUACGAGACAUGCUGACUGACGAAGGUUCGCCGGAGAAAGUUCAUAUCAUAUCACAGUACCUGGAGUUGUUAGAGACCGACCCAGACUCGGAAUAUAGAUACGAGAAUGAAGAUUGGUUUGAAGGUUUAAACAAGAAGUAUAAAACAAAACAGGAGGUGAUGAGACACAAUGCUCAGACCAGAAUCAGGAGUUACUUUAACUCGGCUAAGGAACAGAUAGAAAAAGAUAAUGAUGUUGGUGCUAAGGAGACACUGUCUGAUUUAGUAGACCAGCUUAAUGCAACUUUGAAGAAGAACGAUUUCCAUGGAGCAUAUUUUGAUCGUACCGCCAAACCUAAUGACCGUCUGUGUGACAAGAAAGGCUGGUUUCAGUGUGAAGGACCAUUUGAUAGCGAGAGAUGUGAUAGUUUUCAUACAAUAAAUCCUUAUGCUUCGAGAGGUUAUCGGCAACUGUUUGGGUUGUGGAAUUUAGAUCAUGUUAUAGAGAAAUCUAGAGAAAUUUUACCGACAUUAAUCGAGGCAGCAAAGACCAGAAAGAAACACGAGCAGAUCAACUGGGAGUACGUGUAUAAAUUAUUGUUUACGAAGAAUAACCUGAAGCUCGUGCAAAUUGGCUGCCAUAAAAAGGCUGCGAGAACUCAGACUUGCAGUGUACAAGAUUUCCUCAUUAGCUGAUGAUCGGUUUGGGCAUGGAUAAUAGUAUUUCAUGUUCUAUACUGCCCUAUUCUGCGGUAUAGAUUAUUAUUUAUUUAAAAGAGAUAGAUGACUUAAGAGUAUAAAUCACCUGGCCCUGUGUUUACUAAGAUUAAACCAAAACUCAAAUACAUGUAUUCUCCAUUGUAUCGUCGUAAAUUAAAAUAUUUAUCUUGAUCCUAAAAUUGAUCCAAUUAUUUUUGUAUUUGUUCUGUUAUUCAUUGAUUUUUAUCUCAAAAUAGGUUUGCUUCUUUGCAUUUUGUUUACAUUUUGAAUAAUUUUUAUGUUCCAUUCAAUUCUAGCAAGAUAAAAUCAAUUUGAGAGUUUUAUAUAACAAUGAAAAUACAAUCAGGAUCUUUUUAUCCUGAUCUUUUUCUUAGUGAACACACAGCCUGUAUUGUAGACAGGGAUUCACAAUACAUUGACACUAUUGUUUUUAUCAGUACUUAAAAUAUGGUAAAUUUAACCAUUGUUGUCUAAUCCACUUUAAUGGCCGUCACUUUCAAAGAAAAUUUCAAUCUUAAAGUUUAAUAACAGAAAAAGGAAUUAUAGUUGUCACAGGAUGUAAUUUCUACUUGCUAUUUAAUUUGUCUUUCUCACAAAGGCUUUCUGUUCGGCCAUCAUAAUGUUAUUCUUUUUGUAUAUCAUUUUCAUAUUUAAGAAGGUUUUUAUGCCACCGCAGCAUCUGCGAUGCGGUGGCAUGUAGCGAUUCACCUGUGUGUUUGUGUGUUCUAUAGAUUAUAUAGUGAACUUAAAAAAUCUUCUUGUGAAAAACCACUAGUCCAAUUUCAACCAAACUUGGCAGGAUUGAUCCUUGGAUGAAGGGCUUCCAAAGUUGUUCAAAGAAUUUCAUUCCAUGCAGAAAUCUGGUUGCCAUGGCAACCAAAAGGAAUUAUAAGAAUAAACUUAAAAAAUCUUCUUGUAAAGACCCAAAAGGCCUAGAGCUUAGAUAUUUUGCAUAAGGCAUUGUCUGGUAGACCUCUACCAAGAUUGUUCAAAUUAUAGCCCUGGGGUCCAAAUCGGCCCGGCCCCAGGGGUCAUUGAUUUUCACUGUAUGUACAUAUAGUAAAAAUUAAAAUACCCUCUUGUCUGAAGGUACUAGGCUUAGAGGUUUGAUAUUUGGUAUGUGUUAUUAUCUAUAGGUAUUCUACCAAAGUUGUUCAAAUUUUGCCUCAAGUGUCAAAAUCAGCCCCACCCCGGGGGUCAUAGGUUUUCCUUAUAUGUAUAUAGUAAAAACCAGCAAAGUCUUGUGAAUCAGUACACUAGGGAUAUGGACUAUUUGAAAAGAAAUCUGAACAUGGCUGAACAGCUUAUUGAACAUUAUUCAAACUGGCUUAAGAAACGUCUUUUUGUAAAAUGAGCACGUUUUGAUAUUUUCAGUUUAGAUCUGAUGUUUGAAAUAAUAUUUUUGGUGAACGCAAUAUCGUGUGUGAAAAUUCUAUAUUACCUACUUGUUUAGACGUAACAGCUAAACGAGUGGGGGGGAAUUUUUAAGCCUAUGCAGAAUUCCUUUGCAAACCCUUUAGUCAAACAUCAAACAAAAAAGAGAGAAAUGGGGCCGUUUUAAUACAACAAAUAAAAAAAACCCAUUAUGUUAGCGACAUGAACAUAGCUUUACC